Molecule: messenger RNA, 3463 nt
Organism: Vitrella brassicaformis
Lineage: Eukaryota; Vitrellaceae
Source: the annotation of a GenBank genome assembly
GGCCGACACAAAAAAUAUGGGGUGCAUUCCCUCGCAGCCCAGGCCUCCCCCUCCAGUCACGCUCACUCUCUCCCACGCCGGGCAGACAUACAGCCGAACGCUGGAGUUCCCGCCAUCGGAAAUGUCGCCCUCUGCCAAAGGAGAGGAGCGCCAAAGCCGCAUUCGCAAGCUCUUCUAUGACGCGUGCUGUGAGCUGGUGACUCAGGCUGGGCAGCGCCUGGAGACCGUCUCAUUUGUGUCCAUCCACGAGAAUGGGACCACCGUCGUGUUUGAUCCGUUGGAGGCCUUUGAGCUUGUCGGAGGUGAACACAAUGAUCAGCAUGAUCAACGUCCGUGUCAUCCUUGUUGUUGUCGUACGGGCAUGCAAACAGGGUUUUACUCCGUGUUGCUGCACGAGAAGACGCAAGGUAAGGACGCAGCAGAUGGGCGACACACAAUGACAUGUGUGCUUGCACGCAGAGGAGGAGACAUCGGAUUGGAAGGAGAUUGAGCGGGCCUCCAUCAGGCGGUCAGUCGUUGUGUGCCCCAACGCAAGCCCGCUCGAGGGCAAGGUGCCGAUAUGGAAGGUCUUCGUCUACUCCAUGCCUGACCUGUCCAAAAUAUCAAUCCAGCUCCUCAUCAACAUACACCUCCUCACCUACUACGAAGAGAUAGGUACGCUGGCGAGAUAUGAACAGAGACAAAACACAUUCACUCGUUUGUCGUCUUCCUUCAGGCACGUCGCUGGCCUUGAUGGCCUUCUUUCAGGCCAUUGGAAGGUCGCUCGACGUCUUGUCUGACCCAUGUAUGGCCAACAUCACUGAUGGGGCCGCCACACCCUUCGGCAGACGGCGGCCGUUCAUGUUUGUGGGCACAUUUCUGUACGCCGGUUUCCUGUUCAUGCUAUGUGCCCCUCCGCCAUGGCUGAAACAGGGAGAUUCCGUCGGGUGAGAGAGACACACAGAGAGACACCAAGAGAAGGUGCAUGGUUUGAUCUGGCUGGUUGGUUGGUCAGGUAUUGGUUCGGCAUGGCGUAUAUCUUCUACUUUCUGGCAGACACCCUGUGUCAUGUGCCGCACAAUGCACUGGGGAUGGAGCUGACGACCGACCCCAGAGAGAGACGAAACAUAUUCUGCUUCGUCAAGCUAUUCGAAGGCGUCGGCUCCCUGCUCGCAGCCACUCUGCCGGUCGUCAUCCAGUCGAUGUGGAAAGCGCCAUGCGACUUCUCACAGUGCAUUCUGGACCACAAGACGGGCCUCUGCGCGUCGCCGCACGCCCAGCUGAUGAAAUGUGAGACUUCCCAUCACAGUAGGGCGGCAGGGCUAGCACUGACCAUCGUCGGUGGUUUCUUCGCUGGCUUUCAUGUGGUGUCGACGCUGCUGGUGGUGUGGUGCAUCCGCGAGCACCCCAGAGAGAGCAGGGGCGAGAGCAGCUGGCUGAAGGUUGUGCCCAACCUGCUCAACACCAUGGGCAACCAACCUUUCCGAGUGCUGCUCUCAGCAUGGAUCUUCGACGUACUCGUCGCCCAGAUGCAGGCUGUUAUGAUCCCCUUCUACUUUCAGUACGUUGCAUGUUUGUUUGACUUCUCAUUUGCAAUCUGUUUACGUCUCUCAAUCCGACGGUGAGUGAGGUACGUCAUAGCGCCUGAGCAGAGCUGCUACGAGAACGCCAAGAGCCGCGACAUCAUGAGCUGGCAGUGCCAGACGUCAUCCUGGGUCGGCAUCACGGGCGUCUCGUUUCUCGGGGCCGCCAUCUGUGCGAUGCCCGUGUGGUUCAUGCUCGCGCGCCGUUUCGGAGAUUACCCCAUGUGGCUGGUCUUCAACCUGACCAACGCGCUGACGACGUCGCUCUUCCUGGUGACUGGGAAGGGCCAGAUGUGGUUGACUAUCGCGUGCUGCGUCAUCAACGGGCUGCCGCUUGGCGCCAAGUUCCUCACGUAGGCCGUGACACCCACUCAGUGGUGUGUGGGUGUGGAAGAGACAUGCUUGUCUUGUGUCUUGUGUCUUGUGUCUUGUGUGUGCAGGGAGACCAUGCUGGGCCUCUGCAUCGACUAUGACGAGGCAUGCAUCAUGUCGCAGACGCCCAGCACUGCACAUAUGUCUCCGUCUUCGCAGGUUCGUUCAGGCGAGAGGACGGAGGCCAACUUCACCAUGUUCGCGUCCUUCGCGCCCAAGCUGGUGUCAAUACCAGCAGCCGCACUCCCACUCGCCAUUCUGGUGGACAGAUACAUACGAGAUGAGGCACGCGCACAUGUGACGGCGAGUGUGUCUCUGUGUGCUCAGGCGUCAUCAGGGUUCGUCCCGUCCGUUGACGGCGCGCCGCAGCCGCAGCCAUGGCACGUCAUCCAAAUCAUCAGAAUGUUCUUCGCAUACCUGCCCCUCGGUACACACACACACACACACACACACACAGAGAGAGAGAGAGGUGGGAGAGAGACGGCGCAAAAUGUUUUAAGUGCCCUUCUGUCUCUGUCUGUGUCUGCAGGCCUGUCCGUUGUGUCGUUCGUGGUCAAGUUUACCUUCUUCCCCUUCACCGACGUGCCCAUGGCGGACAGCGCCAUCAAGACGGCCCUGCAGCAGAUAGCCAGGGUCCAGUGCUUCAUGGACCCGGCCCACCACACUUGCAAACUCCCAUUCGUCCCCAGAAAUGAAGACGAGGCGCGAAUCAAGAUAUUGAUGGACCAUUUCUCGGGCUACCGCGCCAUCGAGCUGGCCGUGACGGAGAAGAAGCUGGGCGUGCACCCUGUGGGCCGAGGAUUCCUCCGGACGUCGAUGGGUUGGGCUGUGGCGACGCUGGUGCUGGCGGUGUCUCUGUAUACGGGGUCCAUCUACACACUGCCACUCCCCUCUAGCAAGGAGAGAAGCGUAAGCUCCUUGCUGUCUGUGAUGUGUUGGUGUGAGGAUCGAUUUCGGGAUGUGAUGUGAUGCGCUGUCUUGUCUUGUCUUGGGUGUGGUGUGCAGUGGCUGCCGUCUCUGCUGGUGAUAUUUGCCGGUGUCUUCCUGAUGAUGUUCGCCUUCUACCUCCUCAGCAUCGUCGCCGCCAUGCAGCUACAGAGGAGACACACAGACGUACGUACCUCGCUGAUACUUCCCCCCUGCCAACAUACACACGCCUCACCUCACCUGGACAAACAACAUACUCUGUCUGUGUGUCUGUCCACAGGUGAGUGAGUCUUUCCUUCUCCGUCUAUGGAAAUAUCGCCGCGGCUCCAUCGAGGCCACAGAGAAGGAACGCCAGCUGAUGGACGAGGUGGCCAAGACGUGGGACGCCAUCAAACGAAGGCACUCCGAUGACCUCGCCCUGAGUCGGAAGAGCGUGCUGAUGAUCCCGCGAGAGACCAGGCGGCGAAGUGCGUAUCGGUGGAGUGCUGACGGGGCGCAGCAACAGACAGAGCAGAGGCGACAGACAGAGCAGCCGAGAGAGAUGGGCGAGGGAAUGCUCUAGCUAUGUGACGCGAGGAAGCGACAUGCUCCGUGUGUGGGGG